This is a messenger RNA of Penicillium chermesinum, 729 nucleotides long. RefSeq lists its product as uncharacterized. Lineage: Eukaryota; Fungi; Ascomycota; Eurotiomycetes; Eurotiales; Aspergillaceae. The record is from RefSeq and is a predicted model, not a curated record. The transcript has a single exon. Bases 1 to 729 code for a protein of 242 amino acids.
AUGAGCACCAAUUCUCAACCGGCAGUCCAGCCCCGCUUCCAAACACUCUUCACCGAGCUUGAAAAACGGUUCCAAGCAACUAGCCUUGGUGACGAUAAAUGGUAUAUCCUGGCCACCUCGACCAUAGCCGCCAGCCCCGACCCGGAGAGCGCAGAGCAGCUCUACCUGCACCUUAUAAGCCAACCAGCAUACUCUACAUCACCGGCCCGCCAGGCCUUAGUCCGACGACUCCGCGAGGCAUUGGUAAAAGCAGUGCCUAUUGUCGGAGUCUGUAAGCCUAUUGAAGCUAUCCUGUCGAUCAGCAAGGUCGAGCGCGACGAGGACAAAGAUUACACAUUCACCCGCAAAGACUGGCAAUGCGACCAAGCGAACCAUGAUCGCGGCGCAGCAUGGAUGCAGAAAUUGUAUGCGCGCAAUACGGGCGGAACUCUCAAUCUUUUCAAUGCACACAAGGACUUCUCAUGGCUGUCUGAGGAGAUCACCUAUGGCUUAUAUCUAUCGGAUCGCCAGGUCCUGGAUGACGUGGAUACCCAGUUGGUUGUGCUGCCCGGCAUCAUGAGCCAGAAUCUGCCUAACGAGACUCAUUGGCAUAUCCGUGGAACGAGGCGACUUGGACUUCCUAAGUCGGAAGUCCAAGUGAUUUGGGAUUGUGUUCAACUAGUGGCUCAAUUUUUCGAAGUGAAGCUGAAUAAGGUUCCUACGGUUGAGGCGGUUGAGUAUGAUGUUUGA